AUAGUAAUUCUCGGUGCCUUCGUGACAAGACUUGAGCGUAAUCACUUGAGCGGUGUCAUUCAAUACUGUUGAGUACGUUUCGUAUUAAAAUCUCUUAUUUUAAAACUAAAUUUAGUUUCACGUUGAAUAUAAAAAUUUUAGUGAUCAAGUCAUCAAAAUUUCUUUGAUUUUCAUUGAUAAAUACCAACGUAAAAGAACAAGUCCGAGCACCACUGAGCUUCAUUUUCUUUGUACGAAACAUCAAUUUUAAAGCUGCUACUAUUCUUUGGCUCUGAGGAUCUUGGACGAUCCACUAAAUCACUUAUAAAUAACACCAAAACAUCAUCGAAAUAUAAUUUCAAAGCCACCAGAGUGCGCACAAACAUCUCAACCUACAAUAUCUUCGCACGUUGCUUCUUGAUUGUCUUGAAAGUUGAACCACCAUCGAAUUUACGCAUCGCCUGGCUAGACUACACAACAGAUGAGGCAAUCAUAAUACCUAAAAAAAUCUACGACGAAGAUAAAACGGAAGAGCAGUUGGCUGACGCCAUUACCAUUAUACUAACAAAUAAACAAGAAAAAGUGCCGUCAUGCCGGCAGGUAACGGCACUUCGUAUACGUCAUUAGAUGAUUUAAGUGAAAAUGUUUAUAAAAGUACAACGAUAGUUGAUCAAACGCAUCAAACAAUCAGUCAAAGCGUUUUCGACAGCGUAAAAAAAGCCUUCAAUUUUGCAGCUCCUAAAAUGGAGUUGAGAAAAAAAGACUCACUUAUCAACGAUCAAAUAGAAAGCAUCUCUAUAGUAAAAAGGAACAAAAAAAAUAUGCCAACCGCAGCUACUGCUGAAGAGUCUGCGCUAUUAGGCACAAUGCCCUCUGACAGUAUGGAUGACAUUGAAUUGAAGAAUAUCCAACUUCAAUUCCCUAGCUUAAGAUACCUCACGAAGGAUGAUGGUUCAGUAAGAGAAGAAAGAGUUGAAACGGAUCGAGGGAGUAUUUUGGUUGCUGUUCAAGGAAAUCGUUCUAAACCUGCCAUUCUUACGUAUCAUGAUCUAGGCCUUAAUUAUAUUUCAAGUUUUCAAGCGUUCUUCAAUUACAUCGACAUGCGAGUGUUGCUGGAAAAUUUCUGUGUUUAUCAUGUGAAUGCACCAGGUCAGGAAGAAGGAGCACCAACAUUAUCCGAAGAUUAUGUCUAUCCUACUAUGGACGAGCUAGCAGAACAGUUGUUAUUUGUCUUGGGUCACUUUGGAUUGAAAUCGGUUAUUGGUUUUGGCGUCGGAGUUGGAGCAAACAUUUUGGCGAGAUUUGCUCUAGCCCAUCCUAAUAAAGUAAACGCCCUGUGCCUCAUAAAUUGUGUCUCAACACAAGCAGGAUGGAUCGAAUGGGGUUAUCAAAAAUUAAACGUUCGUCAUCUAAGAUCACAGGGAAUGACUCAAGGUGUAUUAGAUUAUUUAAUGUGGCAUCAUUUUGGACGGGGCACUGAAGAGAGAAAUCAUGACCUCGUUCAGGUUUAUACCAAUUAUUUCGAACGUAAAGUAAAUCCAAUCAACCUAGCCCUGUUUAUCGAUAGUUAUGUACGACGCACAGAUUUAAAUAUUACACGAGAAUUAGAUCCCACGCGCAAAAAGGAAGGCUCUACUCUCAGUGUACCUGUAAUUAAUAUUACUGGAGCUUUAAGUCCUCAUGUUGAUGAUACUGUAACGCUCAAUGGACGAUUAGAUCCAACUAACAGUUCAUGGAUGAAGAUUUCGGAUUGUGGUAUGGUUCUUGAAGAACAACCAGGAAAAGUUAGUGAAGCAUUUCGGUUGUUCCUUCAGGGUGAAGGCUAUGUGGUGAAAAGUUCGCGGAAGCCGCUGACGCCUACAGCAUCCGAAGGUAAUUGUAAUUAGGAAUUGAAGCAGCAAGGAACUGACCAAUGCCAAUGGCCAAUUUAGAGGCCAUAUCUAAUUGUUAAGUAAGUCGGAAUUCAAAAUAUUAUCGGGUUGUGGAAAGCUCUGAUUAAUCAUCGAAUGCUGGAAAAUUAUUUAAUAACGCAACCGGCUGAAUAGUUUAAAUUAUAAAAGCUAACUGAUUGUUAAUAUGGUAAUUUCUUAAUUAUUUAUUAAACUAAAAACGAAGAGGAUUAAAUAUUACACUAGAAAAUAAUAAAAAGAGUUGUUUUUAAUAAUCAAAAUAAUUUAUGAAGAAAAAAUUAUUUGAUUGAUAACUUACAGCUUGAAUUGAACUAAGAUCAAUAGCCUAUUCUGUACAAGUUUAACAAAUAUUUCUAGUCAACUGACCAACUACUACUUUACUCUGGUGUGUGGCCAACUAAACUCUACACUGGUACACUCAUCUUGGUUAAUAUAAUUGAUUUUUAAAUAAAUUUUACUUCCUGUUUCUUUAUUUGAGCAUUAAAAUGAAAAAAACUUUCAAGAACAAAGUUAUUUAAUUUUUUUAAUAUGUUUUCAAAUGUAUAGGCUCGGACUGAAGCAAAUAAUGUAUAAAAACAUAAUAAAUAACCUUUUAUGCUGAAUAAAACUAGUGUUUCCCUUUAUAAUGCGGCAUUCGACAGUGGUAGGAGAUUUUUAGUAAAAUUUUUCUAAUGUGACAUAAAGCUAUUCAUAUACAGCGUUAUUGCACCAUGUAGUUUAUAGACAGACUUUCAGUUCACAUAAUAGUUUAUUUUUACAAAUACUCAUAUUGAUGACAAAAUGUGUAUAUAAAUAUUGAUGCACAUAACAAAAGAAAACACUUACACAUCAAUUAUUAUUAUUAUCCUUUUACUUUGCAUGUUGGCUUGUCUUUGGUUUAUUCAUAAACUAAAUGUGUUAUUGAUGACCAUUUUGAGUUGUGAUAAUUGACAUGUAUUGUUUUCAUAACUCUAAUUAAUGAUGUGAAACUAUUGAUACAUUAUUAUUAUUGGAAUCAAUAUACCAAUUGAAUAGAUGGAAAUAAUG
Messenger RNA from Chelonus insularis, 2915 nucleotides. RefSeq names its product misexpression suppressor of KSR 2 (gene MESK2). Gene Ontology annotation, biological process: signal transduction. NCBI's taxonomy places the organism in Eukaryota, Metazoa, Arthropoda, Insecta, Hymenoptera, Braconidae. Gene Ontology annotation, cellular component: cytoplasm. The transcript has 9 exons. The record is from RefSeq and is a predicted model, not a curated record. The coding region runs from base 570 to 1865 and encodes 431 amino acids.